Messenger RNA from Chaetomium globosum CBS 148.51, 1395 nucleotides. RefSeq lists its product as uncharacterized. Gene Ontology annotation, molecular function: transmembrane transporter activity. The transcript is spliced from 5 exons. The coding region runs from base 1 to 1395 and encodes 464 amino acids. NCBI's taxonomy places the organism in Eukaryota, Fungi, Ascomycota, Sordariomycetes, Sordariales, Chaetomiaceae. Gene Ontology annotation, biological process: transmembrane transport. The record is from RefSeq and is a predicted model, not a curated record.
AUGUCGGGCUGGAAACACGCAUUUAGUCUGCCGGCCAACGCCGUCAAGAAAGCCAUUCCGCCUGGAACAGUUAUACUAAUUGAGCAUGAUUCCGAAAAAUUAGCCGGAAAGCAGGGUGACAGCGUCGUGAAGGUCCCAACUCCCACGGCUGACCCUGCGGACCCCUUGAACUGGUCGCGCUGGAGGAAGGUUACGUGUAUGCUUUCGGUGGCAUACUACGUCUUCGUUGCCAACUACAUCUCCUCCUCACUCGCGCCAGCUCUGCCCCUCUGGAACCACGUGUUCCCCCACGAUCAGAGGCCGAUGCAGGAUCUGAUCCAGCUCGUCUCAUUCAACGUCCUAGCCGUCGGGCUCGGCAACAUCUUCUGGGUGCCCUUGUCCAACAUCUACGGGCGUCGCCUCGUCUUGAACCUGUCGGUCACGGUUCUCGGGAGCUCUUGCGGUAUCGGCAUGAUGUUCACCGGGUACAAGACGACCAUGAUCAUGAGGUUGCUCCAGGGACUGGGGAGUUCUGCCUCCGAGACCGUCUCCGCAGCCGUGGUCGGCGACCUCUUCUUUGUCCACGAGAGAGGAGGCUGGAUGGCAUUCUACAGCGCAUCCCUCGCCAGCGGCUCCGUCAUCGGCGGCAUCACCGGCGGAUACGUUGCAGCCAAGUUCGGAUGGGUGAAACAAUUCUGGCUCGCCAGCGGCCUAGCCGCAAUAUCCUGCCUCACCCUCGCCCUCCUAGUCCCCGAGACCAUGUACGACCGCAACACCGAGCCCCUUCUCCCCACCCACCUCCACCGCCACCGCGAACCACCCCUUCAACGCCUCCGCCCGCGCACAAGAACAAAAAGACCACCCCUCCGCCCCACCCGCGCCCGCGUCCCCCACUUCGACCUAACCAACACCAUCUACGCCCCCAUCCACACCAACCCCCAACAACUCCACACCAUCGUCCCCCUGCCCCCACCGCGCUACGCACCCUACACCUUCCGCCGCUCCCUCAGAUUCAGCCCCUACCGCGGCCACGUCGCCCACCACUUCCUCAAGCCCUGGACGACCCUGCGCCUGCCCGCCACCUGGAUCGUCAUGUUCCAGUACGGCGGCCUGGUCGGCUGCGCGGCGGUGAUCUCCACCGUGGGGCCCCAACUCCUCGCGGCGCCGCCGUACCGCUGGGGCGAGCACGCCGGGUUGUUGUUUGUGGGCGCGCUGGUGGGGAUCGUGUUGGGGGGCAUGUAUACCGCGCUGGUGGCGGACCGGCAGUUGAAGGCGGGGGCGAGAAGGAAUGCCGAUACGGGGUAUGCGGAGCCGGAGGCUAGGGUGUGGAUUAUGCUGCCGGCGCUGGUGGUGGGGACGUGCGGGCUGGCGGUGUUUGGGGGGUGUGCCCACGCGCCGGCGACUGUUUCGUCAUAA